Molecule: messenger RNA, 5253 nt
Organism: Acipenser ruthenus (sterlet)
Lineage: Eukaryota; Metazoa; Chordata; Actinopteri; Acipenseriformes; Acipenseridae
Product: sodium/potassium/calcium exchanger 1-like
Exons: 11
Coding region: 317-2443 (708 amino acids)
Biological process (GO): intracellular calcium ion homeostasis; calcium ion transmembrane transport; long-term synaptic depression
Cellular component (GO): membrane
Molecular function (GO): calcium, potassium:sodium antiporter activity; calcium channel activity
Source: RefSeq, a predicted model, not a curated record
UGACCCUGCCUCUCUGCCUGUGUGUUAGCUGGGAGAGAGAGGCAGAAUCAGUCCGCAUCCUCGCCGCUACUCCAAAGCCCGCCAGGAUAAUCCGCUGCCUGGAAACCUGAUUGUGACCGACCAGUAUCUGUACAGAUCGUGGCUUCUGCGAGACUGCCCAGUGAAAAUGAGAUGACAUUUCAAGCCGCGCCUCGUACUUUUUGCAAGAGGGGUUUCACCUCGGAAACUGAAGCUAAAGACGACCGCUACUGACUGGAUGGGGGGACGCUACAAUAACUGGUGCUGAAGAACAAACACGCGUCUCAUUUGAGCAAACAUGUAUUUGCACAGGAGAAAGAGGUUUCAGUGGAAUCGAAUUGUCUUUCUUUUAACAGGAGUGCUUGUUUGCUUCGCCUACCAGCUUUCGUUCAGCUGGCGAUCAGCACCUUGGACAAGGCACGAUGACGGUGACAAUGUGGACAGCUUCCUCGACGUGGAAACCAGGGAGCUCUCAAACAAAAGCACAGCUGAUGACACGACAGACCCCCCUGAAACAACAACAGAUCACAUCCCCCUGACCACAGACAGAACUACAUUAAGGAACUGUAUAGUUGUAGACCCCGAGCCAGCUAAAACCACCACGAUACCUACUACAACAACCCCAGUACCCAACACAACAGCCUUAACCAAUGCUACCAGCAACCCACUCGAGAUCCCCCAUUACACGAAAGGAGAAUACCCGCAGGACAUUUUCACGGUGGAGGAGCGUCGGAAAGGCUGGGUGGUCCUUCAUAUUUUCGGAAUGAUUUACAUGUUUGUGUCCCUAGCCAUUGUGUGCGACGAGUUCUUCGUCCCUGCUUUGGGGGUUAUCACCGAUAAGCUUGCAAUCUCUGAUGAUGUUGCUGGUGCUACUUUCAUGGCAGCAGGCGGCUCCGCUCCGGAGCUCUUCACCUCGCUCAUCGGGGUCUUCAUCUCGCACAGCAACGUUGGGAUCGGCACCAUCGUGGGCUCGGCGGUGUUCAACAUUCUCUUUGUCAUCGGCAUGUGCGCCCUCUUCUCCCGCGAGAUGCUGCAUCUGACCUGGUGGCCUCUUUUCCGAGAUGUUUCCUUUUAUAUCGUAGGCCUCAUCAUGCUCAUCGUUUUCUUUCUGGACAACGUCAUCGUGUGGUGGGAGAGUAUGCUGCUGCUCUGCGCUUAUGUGCUUUACGUGUUUUUCAUGAAGUAUAACGUGCAGGUGGAGCACUUUUUUAAAGCGCAACUCAACAAACACAAAAGCAUUGUCAGAGUUAUCGCGCUGGAGGAACCAGACAAGACCAAUGGAUCUGCUGGAGGGGAAGAACCACUGCCUCCUAAGGACAAAAACAGACUGAAGCUCAAGCCAUCGCUCCAGCGGGGUGGCAGCUCUGCCUCCCUCCACAACAGCACCAUGCGCAACACCAUCUUCCAGCUCAUGAUUCACACGCUGGACCCUCUGGCAGAAGAAACCGUCUUUAAUGGAGAUUUUCAACCUUCCGCUUCCAAGCUCGGGAAAGAGAAGUUUAAGGACAAGGCUGAGAUCUUGAAUGACAUGGCAAGAGGGAAGGUAGAGAGCAAAGGACAUGGCAAAGCAGCAGGAGAAGAUAAAGAGGACGCCCCCAACAAUGUGAAUGUGCAGGUCAUCCCUCCCACAGAGCCGUCCACAUCCCAGCCAGUCAAAGAGGAAGAGAAAAAGGACCUGCCUGAAGGGAAUGAGACUCAGGAAGCGGGGGGCUCGGGUGGCUCAGACGACUCAGAAGACAGCGAUGAAGAUAGCGAUGAUGAGGACAGUGAUGAAGAGGAGGAGGAGGAGGACAAGGAAGAGAAUGACAAGCCCCUGUCCCUGGAGUGGCCAGACACCCGGCGCAAGCAGGCCACCUACCUCUUCCUGCUGCCCAUUGUCUUCCCGCUGUGGCUGACCGUGCCUGACGUCCGCAGUGCGGCCUCGAAGAAGUUCUUUGCAAUGACGUUUCUGGGAUCCAUCAUCUGGAUUGCCGUGUUCUCCUACCUCAUGGUGUGGUGGGCCCACCAGGUUGGAGAGACGGUUGGGAUCUCAGAGGAGAUCAUGGGGCUGACGAUCCUUGCAGCGGGAACGUCCAUCCCCGACCUGAUCACCAGUGUCAUCGUGGCGCGGAAGGGUCUCGGAGACAUGGCCGUGUCCAGCUCUGUGGGCAGCAACAUCUUCGACAUCACUGUCGGUCUGCCUGGGCCCUGGCUGAUGUACUCCUUAAUCAAUGGCUUCACCCCGGUAGCGGUGAGCAGUAAUGGGUUGUUCUGCGCCAUCGUGCUGCUCUUCCUCAUGCUCCUCUUCGUGAUCUUCUCCAUCGCCGUCUGCAAGUGGAAGAUGAACAAGAUCCUGGGCUGCAUCAUGUUCGCACUCUACUUCUUCUUCCUGGUGGUAAGCGUCAUGCUGGAGGAUCGCAUCAUCAUGUGCCCCGUCUCAAUCUAGACAAGCCCCUCUCAUCUAGACACGCCUCUCUCAUCUAGACACACCUCUCCUCCGACAGGACAGUAGUGCAGAGACCAAAAGCCAAGUCUGCAAAAGGAGCCCCGCUACACGUGGGUCGUGUUUCUGGGUGGUUGGUAAAAACUCUACAGCUACAGCCAAACGUUUUGCAUCACCUAGAACAGAAUUAAAAGAAAAAAAAAACCUAUAUGAGCAUUAUUACAUAAUCUGUUAUUUAACAUCAUGUAAUAAGAGAAACUACAAAAUUAUAUUGCAAAAGUCUACCGGAAGCCAUAGCAGCAGAUUUUGUCAGUUUUUCGUUUUAGGUAUGUGGAAAACUACAAAGCCGAAUGUAAUUCAAUAUGUUAACGCAACAUUGUUCAGCAGGUUUCAUUUUGAUUUUAUGAAGCAAAAUGUAUUAAUUCUAUAGGGGGAUGCAAAACUUUUGGCCAUAGCUGUACAGUGUAAUUACACAUGGAGUUGUGCAAUUAGAAGUAAUUGUGGUUUGCGGAGCGUGGCUCACUGUAAUUCAAAAUGUAGUUCUGAAGUUGCGGUUUAAUUACAGUUAUAUUAUGCAGUUGUUAUUAGGGUUUCCUUGGCUGGGAGUUGGAGUUCAUUCUGGUUAGGAUUUUAGCAGUUUGGAAUAUAUUUUUGGUAUAUCAUUUUUAAUUUAUUUUUUACAUAGGAUCACACAGAAUCUAUUCUGAAAGUUUCCAGUUCUAUAGUUAGUCCUGUAUGAAAUUACAGAACCCUAAUAGAAAGCUUUGUCUCAUUUUGUUCUUGGGUAAAGCUCCAUUCAUUCAUGCGUUGAAUGGUGAAUGUAAAUGUUGCAUUUGUUUACAGGGUUGUAUACUGUAUAAAUAAAGUUUAGUCACUGUUCAUUUAAAUGUGUAUUAUCAAAAUGUCCGAAAUAUUUUGUUUCCAUUGCAGCAAAACUUCAAGUUAAAUAUUCUGAUUACUAUUUUUUAAGUAUUUCAACAGAAUCACGACGACUGUGGUUUCAAACAAAUAUGCAGCUAAAACGUAUCCUGCUCAAUGUCUGUCCCAGAAUAGCCCUGUAAUUUACAGACCUGCAUGUCUCAGAAUGUGCUUCAUGUCUCUGCUGACAUCAUCCUUUCAAAUGGAAACAGCCUUCCCCCGAUGCACUUUAGGAAAGAGGAAGGGAUAUUGGCAGGCAGUCCAGUUUGGACCCCCACACCGCAUCCAUUCACAAAGCUUUACUCUUAUUGCUACACAUUCACUGAUGGGAGAGCCAAUGCCAACCUGAAUGUCUUCUAAUAUUGUGGCAAAAAAAGGUUGGGCGAGGUAACAAUCUAGACAAUCCUAAUAGCAAGAUGUGUACAGCUGUGCCACCCAUUCGUUCAGCCUUCCACAGUAAUCAGUGGAACCAGGGCAGACCAGGAGAACACGCCCCACACCAGGGUGAUGCAAACCCAGUCAGGCAGACAGCUCCUUAUAAAGUGGCCAGGCAGUCUAUAUGUAUAUAUAAACAAAUCAAAACAAGACAUUCAUGUGGUACUCGUCAUUCGCACCAUUACUAUUCCUCAGUGCGGAAUGCAACAAGACAAUCAACGCUACUGUAAACUUGUGUAAACACUGUAUUCUGCGCUGUGUGUACUGCAAUAUAACUAUUUUUAUAAUCUACAGAAGUGGUUCAUAUGUAUUUUAGUAAACAAUGUUUAAAAGUACCCAUGUGAUGAAACAGGGCUGAAAUAAAAUAAUGACAACAGCAGAGAAGCAAAUGCAAGUCUGGGUUUCUGACAAAGUAAUGAUAAAAAAGAAAGGUCAUUUUGGUUUGAAGUGUUGGCACUCCUUCAACCCAAACCACAGAACUCUAUUUAAAACACCAAGCACAACUUGGUUUUAAUUGCCUGCUUGCAAGAAUGGCUGUAACUUAUCAAACUUGGUUGGGCUUUGGUUGUGAACUGAAAAUACGAUCACAGGGAGGUGCAUGCGUAGUAACUGGGGCAGCAGUGUGGAGUAGUGGUUAGGGCUCUGGACUCUUGACCGGAGGGUCGUGGGUUCAAUCCCAGGUGGGGGACACUGCUGCUGUACCCUUGAGCAAGGUACUUUACCUAGAUUGCGCCAGUAAAAACCCAACUGUAUAAUUGGGUAAUUGUAUGUAAAAAUAAUGUGAUAUCUUGUAACAAUUGUAUGUCGCCCUGGAUAAGGGCGUCUGCUAAGAAAUAAAUUAAAAAAAAAACUCAGAGCACUAGCCCUGUAAAAGUCUGCUGCAUUAUAAUCUCAAUUUAGGAAAUAAAACAGACAAACAAGGUAAUGCAGGUUUUAAUUGCUUAAUAAACCAGGGGAAGAGAACGCAAUGGUAUUUGAUGGAUUCAGCUUGACAGUUGUGCUGACUUUUUGGUUUUGUGAUUUUGAUAUUCAGUUUGUACUUUUCUUGUAACAUGAAAUGUUGUGAUCAGAAUUGCAGCUUUGCCUAAGACCCUGUGAAAAAAAACCCAGCUUAGGUCAACAUGGCACCUUUCCUGUUAAAACAAUUAAAAAUAAACAAGUGUGUGUCUGCGUGGAUCAUCUACAGAUAACACUGCUACUUCAUCAAGGACUUUAAGUGUCAUUGUCCUCAUUUGAGGACUGGCGACUGACAUUUUUAAGCAUUUUUAACUGGCAUCGAUGUGUUACACAUUACAUAAAUACAGCUUGUGUUCUGAUUUUUUCAAAGAAAUGAAUUUGUUCCUUCAUUUUCUUUAAUGAAUCAUGUGCACUGCUUGUUACUACAAUUUUAUAACAGAACUGGAAGGAAUAAAAACAACAACAAAUGAAAACAUCAUGUUCCUCAAAAAAAAAAUAUAUAU